Echinops telfairi (small Madagascar hedgehog) is the source of this 933-nucleotide messenger RNA. Its product is annotated as olfactory receptor 2A14-like. Gene Ontology annotation, biological process: G protein-coupled receptor signaling pathway. NCBI's taxonomy places the organism in Eukaryota, Metazoa, Chordata, Mammalia, Afrosoricida, Tenrecidae. The record is from RefSeq and is a predicted model, not a curated record. Gene Ontology annotation, cellular component: membrane. Gene Ontology annotation, molecular function: G protein-coupled receptor activity; olfactory receptor activity. The transcript has a single exon. The coding region runs from base 1 to 933 and encodes 310 amino acids.
AUGGGGGGAAACCAGACCUGGAUCUCAGAGGUCACUUUGCUGGGAUUCCUGGUGGACCCAGCCCUGGAAUAUUUUUUGUUUGGGGUCUUCUCUAUGUUCUAUGUUUUAACCCUGCUGGGAAAUGGGGCUAUUGUGGGGCUCAUCUGCCUGGACUCCCGACUGCACACACCCAUGUACUUCUUCCUCUCUCACCUGGCCGUGGUUGAUGUGUCCUAUGCCUCCAACAAUGUGCCCAAGAUGCUGGCAAACCUUGUGGGUGAGAAGAGAACCAUUCUCUUCAUCCCUUGUGUAAUGCAGACAUUUCUAUAUCUGGCUUUUGCUCACACAGAGUGCUUGAUUUUGGUGGUGAUGUCUUAUGAUCGGUACGUGGCCAUCUGCCACCCCCUCCAUUAUGCGAUCAUCAUGAGCUGGAAGGUCUGCAGCACACUGGCUAUCACAACCUGGGUAUUUAGUUUCCUCCUCGCCCUGGUCCAUGUGGUUCUCAUCCUGAGACUGCCCUUCUGUGGGCCUCAUGAGAUCAACCACUUCUUCUGUGAAAUCCUGUCUCUCCUCAAGCUGGCCUGUGCAGACACACGGCUCAACCAACUGGUCAUCUUUGCAGCCUGUGUGUUUAUAUUAGUGGGGCCCCUCUGUCUGGUGCUGGUGUCCUACAGCCGAAUCCUCAUGGCCAUCCUGAGGAUCCAGUCCGGGGAGGGACGCAGAAAGGCCUUCUCCACCUGCUCCUCCCACCUCUGCGUGGUCGGGCUCUUCUUCGGCAGUGCCAUCGUCAUGUACAUGGCCCCCAAGUCCAGCCACCCUGAGGAGCAGCAGAAGGUCCUUUCGCUGUUCUACAGCCUGUUCAACCCGAUGCUGAACCCCCUGAUCUACAGCCUGAGGAACGCAGAAGUGAAGGGUGCCCUGCGGAGAGUGCUGUGCAAGGAGAGGUCAACGUGA